Molecule: messenger RNA, 1332 nt
Organism: Suillus discolor
Lineage: Eukaryota; Fungi; Basidiomycota; Agaricomycetes; Boletales; Suillaceae
Exons: 13
Source: RefSeq, a predicted model, not a curated record
GAUUUCCUCAUAAUGCAGUGUCCCUCGGAAUACAUUUACAACUACGCAAUUGGUGCUGAGUGGCUCCCAGAUCUACGUCCUCAUAAGCGAAGAACGAUUUCGAGCGUCACUGAUAAAAUCGCAAGUCUAUUUGAAAACAAAUCAAAUUCCAAGAAAUCGCCCAAGGGACGACGAAAAUCCCGCAAUGGGAAAGGAAAACAGUCGCAGGGAACGAAGAUCGCACCUCAAUCACCCGUCUUAGAGGCGGAGUCUGAUGUGGAUUUGAACUUACCAAUUUCCGAUCCUGUUCUUCUGCCUACUCAAAAACGUAUGACAAUUUCUAGCAUGAUGAGUCUUCACUACUCAAAAUCGCUGUCUCUGACGUCGAUAGGUUUAAUAAUCAGCAUCACGGAUACAAUCGCAACUCAUUUUAAAGUACACGGGAAGUCGAGGAAUUCAUCAAAGGAACGAGGCAAUGUCCGUAAGGGGAAAGGAAAGAAGUCGGAUGGCAAGAAGAAGGCACCUAAGGUACCUGUGUUGAAGGUUGAUUCUGACGAGGAGGGGACGCCACCUAUGCCUAAUCCCGUUGUUCAUUCGGAUGAUAGUCUGACGUUGGCAGUGGUAAUCCACGCAUUUUGCCUAGUCGCUCUCCACCAGCCGUUCAACGACAGGAUAAACACUGAUGUCCCGCCAGAUCCUCGGUCAGCCUUUACUAACUUAACUCAUGAUUAUGCAGAAGGAUUUGGUGACAUUGAUGGGCGCGAUGUCACACAAGCGUUAGAUUCCAUUAUUAUUAGAGAAAAUGACAUCCCUGUUAAUAAUGGAAUUGAUGUCACUGCAUCGAGGCUUGAAAAGCGUAAGAGGACAUUAUCGCAAGCGUCCCACCAAAAGAAGGAUGGCGGCAGAGGAACUCCAAAGCGUGUCAAGCAGGGCUCUGAAACUAACGCAUGGGAUGAUCCGAUUCAAACAAAUACGAAAUAUAAUGACACGCUGCAUAAAGAUGCUACUCAGCAGUCGUCGAGUGAAACCCGUCCUAUUCAAUCCGACGGGCACGAUAAAAAUGACACCUCGACGUCCAUAUCUGCCGAUCAAGCUGGAUCUUCCAGUCCUGUAAUCCUGUGUCACAUGGAUACAAUACCAGAACUACUACCGACUACAACUAUCAUUAUACAACCUAAAGACACAUCAUCCGUGAUCACCGCUCUCCACGAGCAACAUUCAGGUUCAGUAGGGAGUACAUUCACAAACGAAAAUGCCACUCAGCCUCGCGUGAAUUCCUAUCAUAACUGUGAAAUAGAGUUGGUUGAAGAGAAUGACCCGCCGCCGUACGUCAGCGAACAAGUAUACGAGUGA